Molecule: messenger RNA, 1421 nt
Organism: Brachypodium distachyon (stiff brome)
Lineage: Eukaryota; Viridiplantae; Streptophyta; Magnoliopsida; Poales; Poaceae
Product: syntaxin-22
Exons: 7
Coding region: 309-1109 (266 amino acids)
Biological process (GO): vesicle-mediated transport; intracellular protein transport; vesicle fusion
Cellular component (GO): endomembrane system; SNARE complex; membrane
Molecular function (GO): SNAP receptor activity; SNARE binding
Source: RefSeq, a predicted model, not a curated record
CUCGCAGAUGGUUGAUGCGAAGCGCUUCUCCAAAAUUCCGGGGCGGCCUGUUCGUGCCACCUCGUCCUGCCCCAUCUCCCUUUCCCUCUCCCUCUCAGGCUCUCUCACCCGUGGCAAUCAAUUUUACUGCAACAGCGCCCGAUCCAUCAUCCAUGGAAUAAUAAAUUGGAGUGCCUCCCUGCGUGGCCGGUGGCGACGGCGACCUUCCAAUAAGUGUAUUCUGGCAGCCACGGCUCCGGUCGGCAACCUUCGCUGCACGGCGCGGCCGGCGGAACCGAGCGGAAGGGUUCGACGGCGGGGGAUCGGCGAUGAGCUUCGCGGAUCUAGAGUCCGGGGCACUGCAGGCGCGCAGGAAGGCGAGGGGCCCCGACGCCACGCGCGCGCUCGUCUUCCAGAUCACCACCGCGGUGUCCUCGUACCGCCGCCUCCUCAACUCGCUCGGCACGCCCAAAGACACGCUCACCCUGCGUGAUCAGCUGCAGAAGACGAGUCAUAAAGUCCUGCAAUUGGCAAAAGAUGCGAAAGAUAAGCUGAGGACAGCUGCUGAAGCGGACAAGAGCACUGGAACUAGUGCAGACAAGAGGAUAGCUGACAUGAAGCUUGCCAAAGAUUUCGCUGCUACAAUGGAAGAGUUUAGGAAACUUCAGAAUCUUGCAAUUCAGAGGGAGGUGGCAUAUAAGCCAAUCGUUCCCCAGAAUACUCAACCAAGCUAUACUGCAGAUGAUAGAAGUGCUGAUUUUGGUAAAAUUCCUGAACAGCGUGCAUUGUUUGCAGAAUCAAACAGGCAAGAGGUGUUGCAAUUGGAUAAUGAAAUUGUUUUCAAUGAGGCUAUCAUCGAGGAAAGGGAGCAGGCUAUUCAAGAGAUCCAACAGCAGAUUGGUGAAGUACAUGAAGCUUUUAAGGACCUUGCUACACUCGUGCAUGCGCAAGGAGUUAUAAUAGAGGAAGUCGACACCAACAUUGAAAAUUCAGCCGCAGGGACCAAAGAGGCAAAGACAGAAAUCGUCAAAGCAUCCAAGACUCAGAAAUCGAAUUCAUCCCUGCUUUGCUUGCUUAUGGUGAUUUUUGGGGUUGUGUUGCUUAUCGUAAUAAUAGUCUUGGCAACUUAAGACACAAGGCUUAAAUUUUACUGGUCCACUCGGGUGAGUUGGCCCAGCAUUACAUGCAAGAUUAAGUUCAUUGUGUGCUGAAGACUCCCUAACCGAAGUAUAAAGUUUUCUUUUCAGUUUUUUUUUGCGUUUCUUUUUUAAGUUUUCUGUAUUGUGAGUGCAUGUUCUUUUGUCAAGCGUUCUUUUUUCAUGGCUUGCCCUGAGUGAACAGUGAUGCUCCUUUGCUCCUAAGAAAGUUUGCUUGAGUGAGAAAGUUGACAUUCUGUAAGUAUUUUCACUGAAUAAAACGGAACAGUCAUUCUUCAGUCUCAA